Moneuplotes crassus is the source of this 309-nucleotide messenger RNA. Lineage: Eukaryota; Ciliophora; Spirotrichea; Euplotida; Euplotidae. The record is from the annotation of a GenBank genome assembly.
UCUAACUCAUACAAAUGUCAUCUGACUCCAACCUCAAUCCCCCAGCUUCCGAAAAUUCCCGAAGAAAAAGACACCAAUACCCUCCCCAAAAUUCAGGUAAGCCAACCCUUAUUAUCCUGGCUGGGCUCCAGUCAGAAAUUGCCGAACAGGCUAGGAUUUUGUAGUACAAAGUAGAUUUUAGAGUGGAGAUUUGGGAGUGAAGAGAAUAGAGUGGGACUGGUGGGAUUUGUGUGGGGUUUGGAAUUUUUGGGGCAUGGAGGAUUUGGUAAUGGGGGUAGGGUUAGGUGAGAUAGGGAUGAGGGAUUUUGA